This is a messenger RNA of Suillus fuscotomentosus, 957 nucleotides long. RefSeq lists its product as uncharacterized. The coding region runs from base 1 to 957 and encodes 318 amino acids. The record is from RefSeq and is a predicted model, not a curated record. The transcript has 4 exons. Lineage: Eukaryota; Fungi; Basidiomycota; Agaricomycetes; Boletales; Suillaceae.
AUGAAUAACGACGGGAACGCCAACGUCGGAGGAGACAGAAACGCCAACGUCGGAGGAGAUAGAAACGCUGACGUCAGAGGAGAGGAAAACGGGAACGAAAAUCAGCUUCCUCAACAUCUAUUCCAGCAUAUGCCGCGCCCUCGAGAAGUGAUCUUCGCGAUGAGCGAAAGGCAAAUUGAGUUAAUGUAUGUUACAUGGGCCGCUGCGCGAAUGCGCGUACGCCAACGAGUCUACCGUCCAGAAGUGCCGUUUAUCCCAAACCCGUUGCCUCCGUUGUGGCCGGACGAAGUGCGUGCGAUGAUGGUGUUAUGGAUUGCGAGGGAGCGUCGCAUGUUUGAGAUGGAAGUCAGAGAGCUCGAAUACCUUUUAGGAUUGAGAUACACUCGAGCUCCAGAAGACAAGUUUGGCGUUGAUAGCUUCGGAAGGUCAGCCAAAACACGUUCCCAAGACCGAAACUACCUCGGCAUACUAAGGGACAUGUUCGUAAGACAACCAGUUGGCGGAGCGGAAGUGCAUGGUGCAUCCGCAGAAUCGAGCGUCGGAGUAGUCGAGGUCAAGGUGUCAGAAGGUCAGCUAAACACGCGCGAGACCGAAACUGCCUCGGCAUACUACGGCGACAUGUUGUUAAGACCACCAGUUGGCACAGCGGAACGGACGAUCAAGAAAAAGAACUCACCUGUCGACGGCAUGAGCUCGGACGAUCAUUCACUAGGGAAUGGCAUUCCUGUCUACCAGGUCCGAAUCAAACAAUGGCGUUCAUGCAAGGUAACAGAGAUACUGCGAGCGUGCGACGCCCUGCAUCUGAGGAUGAGAUAUGGUGGAGACUGGGAUGCAUCGCCUGGAGCUGGGCCUCACCUUCGCAUUCCGUCACUGAAGUACAGCACCAGGGGCUCACUUGUCCUAGCCGUUGGUACAAAGGGAUGCCAUUUGAGGGGAAUCAAUGACGGCCUACCUUAG